Molecule: messenger RNA, 1720 nt
Organism: Triplophysa rosa
Lineage: Eukaryota; Metazoa; Chordata; Actinopteri; Cypriniformes; Nemacheilidae
Gene: duoxa
Product: dual oxidase 2
Exons: 7
Coding region: 634-1623 (329 amino acids)
Biological process (GO): protein transport
Cellular component (GO): endoplasmic reticulum membrane
Source: RefSeq, a predicted model, not a curated record
AAGUCCAAUGGGAGUAGAUUAAAGAGGAAAGCCUCUAAAUGAGGCGUGAAAGAAAGAUCUGUCCCACAUUCAGAUCUGACCGUUCACUCUUAUGCUGAAGGGGUGGUCAAGAGCGGUUAACGCCUCUAUUUUCUGGAAAUACCAAUCAAUGCAAAUCAAAGCUAUAAUUAGUAAACGCGAGCGUUUAAAAGAUGCGCGCCGACCUGCUCAUCUUAUUCCCCACGCGCACCUUUCCCUCAAGGCGCUCGAGCUUGCAUACAGGUAAAUUACGUCGCAGCAUUUGGUUGGCUAGAGCUUUGUUCAGGUCUAUUAAGUAACAGUCCGUUUUUUGGAAGAUCCGAUGUCCUUUGAUUUACAGUGUCAAUCCGCGUAUCAUCUUUCACGCGCGCAAUCGCAGCCAGGUGCGCUCACCUGCGCCGGGAUCGCUUUACCGGAGCCUGUAUUUAUUUGCGCUAUAACGGGCUGUUUUAAGAGUAGACAUUUCUGUGCCUAUAGCUAGUGGGUGUUUUUUUGAAGUUUUGUUUAGAAUUUUAAAAGAAGCAAUAUGAAGAAGUGAGAUAUGGACUGUUAUCUGUGAUCUGCAGGUAACUGAGCCGUUGGCCAACACUGUGCUGCUUUCAGCUUCAGAGAAAGAUGACUUUCUACGAUGGUAUUUACCCGUUUUAUCCGCUACAAAGGAGCUCGUUCAUCAUCGACAUCAGCCUCCUGGUUGUGAUUCUGGUUUUCUCGGUUUUGGCUGUCAGCUUCCUGCUCAUCCUGCCGGGAAUACGUGGCAAGUCGAGACUGUUCUGGAUGUUCAGGAUAAUCACGAGUUUAUUCAUUGGAAUUGUUUUAGUUGGGCUGAAUUUUACUGGAGACUGGGCUGAAGCCAGAGUGAAGGCCAAUACCUCCUACAAAUCCUUCAGUAAUGCAGUGGUGUCAGCUGAGGUGGGUCUGCAUGUUGGGCUGUAUGGAAUCAACAUCACACUCCGAGGACAUCCCGUAUCACAGAUAAAUGAGACCAUAGACUACAAUGAAAUCUUCAGGUGGUCCGCAGACAUGGAUGACCAGUAUACCAAUGCACUGGAGAGGGGUCUACCCAACCCCAUCCUUUACAUCGCAGAGAAAUUCACCCGUAACAGCGCUUGUGGACUGAUCUACCAAUACAGAUACUCUGGACGGUUUGCUUCAGCCAAUCUGUGGACGGCUUUUUUCUGCUGGCUGGUGGCUAAUAUUCUCUUUUCAAUGCCUGUCAUCAUCUACGCCGGGUACAUGAUGAUAGUCACGGCCGCUUUCAUCUUCUUCUCCCUGGCUUCCUUCUCAACGAUAUACAACACGGCCCCGUGUGACUUCACUAUAGGAGCAGAUUCAUUCAGAGCAAGCUACAGUCACUCAUUUUGGCUCGCUUUGGCAACGGGUUUGUUGUGCGCUGUGAUUGGAUUGAUGGUGGUGCUGUUGGGGUGUCUGUUUCCUGCGAAGAUGAGAGAGGCAUUUAGUGUUGGCGCUGACAGUGAGGAUGAAGAAUGUCGUACUGGUGAAGGCUACCUCAACAAAGGCUUUCUAGAGGGGGUGUUCUGUGAAGACAUCCAACAGACGGGAAAAAGCAAGGAAUCUCAGCAGAUCACUACAAUAACACGACUUUGAAGGACGUCUGCUUUUCACCCGCUCGCACUACUCGAACACCUGCUGACUGAAUACCUGGGAUCAGCUAAAUAUAAUUUAUAGACAUUAUACUGUAUAG